Molecule: messenger RNA, 816 nt
Organism: Pleurotus ostreatus (oyster mushroom)
Lineage: Eukaryota; Fungi; Basidiomycota; Agaricomycetes; Agaricales; Pleurotaceae
Exons: 1
Coding region: 1-816 (271 amino acids)
Cellular component (GO): membrane
Molecular function (GO): transferase activity, transferring alkyl or aryl (other than methyl) groups
Source: RefSeq, a predicted model, not a curated record
AUGAAUACUGUAAAGCGCGAGCUUCGCCUUUUCUUCGACUUCACUUGGAGGGACUGGUCUACGACCCUUAUCCCUGGCCUCAUCGUCGCCACUGGGGCGGUCAAACAUGCCUCCCUCCCGGCGUGGAACGUCGCGCGAUUUGUGCCAUGGGUCGCUUGCUUUAUCUACUUCUUCAACCUUUCCAACCAGAUCGUCGGCGUCGAGGAAGAUCGCAUAAAUAAACCAGACAGACCGCUUCCGUCCGGCAGAAUCACCGUCCAGGGCGCGAAGCGUCGGUGGGCAAUUGCCCUGGCUGCCUUCGUGGGCACUGCGCUAUUUAACGGCAGCGGUCACUUAAUCAUCGAAACGGCGACAUGGGUGACGACGACAGCUUUCUUGUGCUUGACGCCAUAUGGAGGGCAUUGGUUUGGAAGGAAUUCAGUGGCCAUGGGCACUGGUACAUGGGCACUUCUCAACGGCAUAUACAAGACGGUUGCGAGACCCGCCUCGGUGGAGGAGCGCUUCUUCUUUGUGGUAGCCAUAUGGCUCGCCACAGCCAUACAGAUACAGGACCUCAGGGACAUCGAGGGGGACACGAUCGUCAGAAGGAAGACAUUGCCAAUCGUGAUUGGGGAUAGGCAAAGUCGAUGGCUGAUAUCGCUUGCAUUCCUCCCACUCAGCUACGUGGUGUUGUGGGUGGGGGGCAUCAUAUCGAUGGCACCCACCACGGUGUCGGCAGCCCAUGUGUUGUUGGGGUACAGAACAUGGCACGGGACGGAGGCUAAAUACGACCAUAAGACGUAUAUGGUGGGUCUUUCCGUUGGUGCCGCUGGUUAG